AUGAUAAAGAAGUGGUAUGAAAUGGCAAAAAUAUGCUGUUUCAACAGAGCAUCCCCUGCACCACCGCCCUUACAGUUUCACUCUCAGGUAUUGAAGAUUGCUGUCAGUGGAGUCACAGAGCUUCUGAGGUUUUUUUCUCUUUCUCAACAAACAAGCAUAUUGAGCGGUGAUAUUGAGAAACAGAACAAUGAAUUCACAGUUUCAAGUGUUGAUGAUGUUCUAAUCAUCAUCAAGUCUGAUUAUGACAACGCAUAUUUUGUCACAGGGAACUUCACUUCUUCAAUUUAUGCAGAAGACUGUGUCUUUCAAGAUCCAACUAUUAAAUUUAGUGGUAGGGAGUUAUACGCGCGAAACUUGAAAUUGCUUGUUCCCUUCUUCGACCGCGCCUCAAUUAGACUACUAAAGAUCGAAAAGGAUGUUGAAUCUGACACAAAUUUUCUGCGCGCAUCUUGGAAACUGAGGACCAACCUAAAGCUUCCUUGGAGGCCUCUCAUCGCUAUUGAUGGAAGCACUUCUUAUGAAUUGGAUGAUGAUUUCAAAAUCAUUAGGCACGUCGAGAGUUGGAAUGUUUCCGCACUCGAAGCAGUUUUGCAGAUUUUCACUUUCAAGUUUGAAAAAUCAGGCGGUUAA
Vicia faba (fava bean) is the source of this 630-nucleotide messenger RNA. NCBI's taxonomy places the organism in Eukaryota, Viridiplantae, Streptophyta, Magnoliopsida, Fabales, Fabaceae. The record is from the annotation of a GenBank genome assembly.